GCCAUGUUUCAAAGAGGGGAGUGGAGACAUUGGACCACAAGCCACCAUGUGAUCAAAGUGCCGUCCCCUGCCUACAGCAACUGCUGGCAGUCUCAGAGGAUGGUCAAACACAAGGGCCGGAGCGGGAGCGCAUUCUUCUCAUAUUAUGGAUACGGCUGCUACUGUGGCCUUGGGGGCAAAAACCCCCUGGAUGACACUGACAGAUGCUGCCCGGCACACAACCACUGCUAUGAGAAGCUGAAGCAGUUCAUGCUAAACAGCUACCAGUCCCACAUCGACAAUGGGACCGUGGCCUGCCCAUGUGCCCCCUGCCCCGGUGUCAGCUGCCUCUGUGGGCUGCGGGCAUGGGUGUGUGACAAGCAGUCCGCAUUCUGCUUCAGAGAGAGCCUGCCCACCUACGAGAAAAACUUCAAGCAGUUCUCCACCCGGCCGCGCUGUGGGCGGCGUAAACUCCAGUGCCAGGCAGCCACGGGCCCCUUGCCGGGCAGCACCUGCUCCAGGGUCAACCUUUCGGGAAGCCUUCUCAUGCCCUCCCAACAGGCUCCAGUGGCGGCUGCAGUCACCGCUUGUAAGGACGCAGGUCUGAACCAAACUAACUCCAUGACAGGCUUCACGUUUCCCUCUGACCUUGGAGAGCCAGAACCUCCAUCCCUCUUCUCCGCCAUCCCCAGAGGGCACUAG
This is a messenger RNA of Suricata suricatta (meerkat), 681 nucleotides long. It is a transcript of the gene PLA2G2C, whose product is annotated as phospholipase A2 group IIC. Lineage: Eukaryota; Metazoa; Chordata; Mammalia; Carnivora; Herpestidae. Gene Ontology annotation, biological process: lipid catabolic process; phospholipid metabolic process; arachidonate secretion. The record is from RefSeq and is a predicted model, not a curated record. Gene Ontology annotation, molecular function: phospholipid binding; signaling receptor binding; calcium ion binding.